This is a messenger RNA of Gloeophyllum trabeum ATCC 11539, 1356 nucleotides long. RefSeq names its product PLP-dependent transferase. The coding region runs from base 1 to 1356 and encodes 451 amino acids. Gene Ontology annotation, molecular function: transaminase activity; pyridoxal phosphate binding. The record is from RefSeq and is a predicted model, not a curated record. Gene Ontology annotation, biological process: biosynthetic process. Lineage: Eukaryota; Fungi; Basidiomycota; Agaricomycetes; Gloeophyllales; Gloeophyllaceae. The transcript has 9 exons.
AUGCCCAAAGAGGCGAAUGGGAACGGUAUUUCGGAUGUGAAGUACCUCCCCGCCGAGUUUUACACUCCUUUCCUUUCAGAGGCCGCCAAUCGGAGGAAACCCAACCCUAUCCGAUCUCUCUUUCCAUUAGAAAAUACCCCUGGGCUCAUCUCCCUCUUGGCGGGAAAACCAAACGCCUCAUGCUUCCCUUUCAAGUCCAUCAGCUUCAAGACGCGCUCGCCUACUGACCCUUCCGCCGAUGUCACUUUGGAAGUUGACAAGGCCGAUCUGGACAGAGGAUUGCAAUACGGAAUGGCUGCCGGAGACUCGUCUUUAGUGAACUGGAUUUUCGGUCUCCAGGAGUACUUCCAUGGCAGGAAGAGAGGCGAAGGAUGGCAUGUUUCCGUCGGGUCAGGCUCUCAAGAUAUGUUGUACAAGGCGAUAACGGCGAUCACGAACCCCGGGGACUCUGUUCUCAUCGAAUCGCCGGCCUAUGCCGGAGUUCUUCCGUUGCUCGAGCAUUGCGAGCUGGUUGAGGUCGCUAGUGACUCGCAGGGAGUCAAUCCGGCGUCCAUACGCUCGAUAUAUGAGAAUUGGCCAGCAGAGAAGCCAAAACCUAAAGCAUUAUAUACUGUGCCGUUCGGCUCGAAUCCCACAGGUGCAACCACUAGUUUAGAGCGUCGCAAGGAAAUUCUGGCCCUUGCGCGGGAGCACAAUUUCUUGAUCAUGGAGGAUGAUCCUUAUUACUAUCUAUAUUUUGGAGAAGCCCCCCGACCGCCGUCGUACUUCAAUUUGGAGCUCGAGGAGCCGGAGGUUGGGCGCGUACUGCGAUUCGACAGCUUAUCCAAGGUCCUCUCAGCUGGGAUCCGUGUGGGCUUUGCGUCCGGACCCGAGCCAUUAUUGCACGCCAUGGAUAUGCAUACGGCUGUCGCGAACUUGCAGGCCCCCGGUCUGGUGCAGGUGAUGGUGGCCACCCUGCUCAACAACUGGGGAUACGACACGUUCAAGGUCCACAGCCAGAACGUGUCGAAUUUCUACCGCGAGAAGCGCGACAUCUUCGAGCGCGCGAUGCGCCAGCACCUCACGGGUCUCGCGGAGUGGAGCGCACCGGAAGCCGGGAUGUUCUACUGGUUCAAGCUUCUGCUAGAUCCGACGGGCGCCUCCGAGGAGGACUCGGAGGCGGUCAUCCGCACGAAAGCGCUCGAGCGCGGCGUGCUCGCGCUGCCGGGUACGGUGUUCAUGCCGAACAACCGCAAGACGGCGUACGUGCGCGCGUCGUUCAGUCUGCUCGACGAGCAGCAGAUUGACGAGGCGAUACGCCGGCUGCGCGACGUCGUGCUCGAGGCGCGGGCUGCCAGUACCGCCGGGAAGGCGUGA